AUGGAAGUAGACACCGGGGCGGCGGUGUCGGUACUCCCGUUAGACCUGUACAAGACAAGGUUUCCCAAUCUAGUGAAGGGAAGAAGUGGAGUCGUCCUUCGAGCAUUUACCGGUAAAAAGGUGAAGCCGGUAGGAGAGGCACAGGUUGAAGUGGAGUACCAAGACCAGGUUCACAAGUUACCGCUGCAGAUUGUGGACCUCAAGGGUCCCCCGCUUUUGGGACGUGACUGGCUGGAGGUGCUGAGGCUCGACUGGACAAGCAUCAAGGCUGUCCAGUGCUUGGAGAAGGGGAGCAAGGAACAAGUCGACACGCUUUUGAAGGACUUUGCUCAGGUGUUCUCAGACGAUCUGGGCCGUCUUCAGGGGUUUGAAGCUCACCUCAAGCUGAAGAGUGGGCACACUCCAAAGUUCCUCAAGCCAAGACCAGUGCCCCACGCCCUGAAGGAAGCUGUCUCUAAAGAACUGAUGGCACUGAAGGAGGCGGGGAUCCUGACCCCGGUGGACAGCAGCGAGUUUGCAUCGCCCAUCGUGCCGGUCGUCAAAAAGAAUGGAGACAUAAGAAUCUGCGGCGACUACAAGUCAACAAUCAACCCGUGCUUGGAGGUCGACAACUAUCCGCUCCCCAGGAUAGAAGAGAUGUUUGCAACGCUGGCAGGAGGGAAGUUUUUCUCAAAGCUGGACCUGUCAAAAGCCUACCUACAGCUGGAGAUGCAUCCUGCAGCGCGGAAGUACCUCACCAUCAACACCCAGUUGGGGCUGUUCCAAGUGAACCGUCUUCCCUUCGGCAUAGCAUCUGCACCCUCCAUUUUUCAAAGAACUAUGGAUCAAGUGCUUCAAGGGCUGCCGCAGACCACCUGCUACCUGGACGACAUCCUGGUGACUGGCAGAACGAAGGAAAAUCCUAGGCCCAACGACCGGGAUCCCUACAAUGACAGCAGCGAGGCUCCAGAGGUGGGCCUGUCAGCUAGCCGCACACCGCUACACCAUCGUCCACCGGUCUUCCGAGGAAAAUGCCAAUGCAGACUGCUUGUCAAGACUCCCAAAAGCAACGGACAACCCCAACACAGACGCCGUCGACGAAACGUUCGCCUUCUACUGUGAGUACUUCGACAAUGUACCUCUUAGAUGUAAAGACAUUGCACGGGCGACGUCCAGAGACCCCCUCCUAAGUCAGAUCGUGGAAAGAGUAAAGCAUGGUUGGGGCCCAGAACGCAAGCCAACCGAUCCAGAGUAUGCACCCUUCCACGUACGCCGCAAUGAGCUGUCACUCCACCAAGGAUGCCUCAUGUGGGGUUUACGAGUGGUGAUUCCGAAGACCCUGCAGAAAAGGGUCCUAGAAGAACUUCAUGGGGACCAUUAUGGCAUCGUGCGCACUAAGGAAAUGGCUAGGAGCUAUGUUUGGUGGGCAUCCCUGGAU
Molecule: messenger RNA, 1417 nt
Organism: Ixodes scapularis (black-legged tick)
Lineage: Eukaryota; Metazoa; Arthropoda; Arachnida; Ixodida; Ixodidae
Exons: 2
Coding region: 1-1101 (366 amino acids)
Biological process (GO): proteolysis
Molecular function (GO): aspartic-type endopeptidase activity
Source: RefSeq, a predicted model, not a curated record